AUGAGUCUAACGACCGCUUCCCCGGCGCCCUCCUCGGCGGGCUGCCAGCGUGAUGCAGAUCCCAGUAGCGUGGGCAUGAUGGAGGGGGCCUUCUUUGUCAGCCGCACGGAGCUUUUGGACUGGGUAAACAGCACUUUGGGCCUUAGCCUCUCUCGGGUGGAGCAGUGCGCAUCAGGCUGCGUUUACUUGCAGGCGCUAGACUGCCUCUUCGGGCCAAGAAGCCGCGUCGCCAUGAGCAAGGUGAAGUGGGCUGCAAGGCACGAAUACGAAUUCGUGCAGAAUUACAAAUUGCUGCAGGCGGCGUUUGAUGCUCAUGACGUGCACAAGCACAUAGAAGUCAGCAGGCUGGUAAAGGCCAAGUACCAGGACAACCUCGAGUUCCUACAGUGGCUUAAAGCCUUCUGCGAUCGACAAGCCUCCGUCUACGCCACAGACGUUCCGUAUGAUCCAAUAGAACGCAGGCGGUUGGGGGUGGGGCCCUUCCCUGCGUGGGCCCCAGUGGGCCCCGAGGCAGCACCCCCCCGGAAGCCUCUUGCAGCGUUUGCCUCUUCGACUGCAGCAGCGAAGCCAACGGCAUCAGCGAACGCACUCAAUCGGUGCAGCGUGCUGCACAAGCAGCAGAAACCAGCAGCAGCAGGAGCAGCAGCAGUGGGCCACUCCAGCGGCCCUCUGCAGAAAAGGCAGCAUCUGCAGCAGCAUGAGCAGCAGCGCAGUAGUAGGGGCGACUCUGCGGAGGCAACGGCAGCCGCUGUGGCGUCUCUGCAAGGCGAGCUUCAGCAAGCCAUCCUAGAGCGCGAUUUCUAUUACAGCAAACUCCGGAGAAUCGAAAUCUUGUGCGCUACUCCCGGGCAGGAGACGCUGAGUGUCGCCGAGGUACAGGCGAUCCUGUAUGCGAAAGACCAUGAAGAGACCCCAGAAGCUUAG
Messenger RNA from Cyclospora cayetanensis, 924 nucleotides. Its product is annotated as microtubule-associated protein RP/EB family member 1A. Bases 1 to 924 code for a protein of 307 amino acids. Gene Ontology annotation, molecular function: microtubule plus-end binding. Gene Ontology annotation, biological process: protein localization to microtubule plus-end; regulation of microtubule polymerization or depolymerization; spindle assembly. The record is from RefSeq and is a predicted model, not a curated record. The transcript is spliced from 2 exons. NCBI's taxonomy places the organism in Eukaryota, Apicomplexa, Conoidasida, Eucoccidiorida, Eimeriidae. Gene Ontology annotation, cellular component: microtubule plus-end; spindle midzone; cytoplasmic microtubule.